Messenger RNA from Gossypium raimondii (Peruvian cotton), 736 nucleotides. Its product is annotated as 14 kDa proline-rich protein DC2.15. The record is from RefSeq and is a predicted model, not a curated record. Lineage: Eukaryota; Viridiplantae; Streptophyta; Magnoliopsida; Malvales; Malvaceae. Bases 87 to 494 code for a protein of 135 amino acids. The transcript has a single exon.
CGCCCUGCUUCAACAUUUCCUCACUCAACAACACUUGCAUUGAGUCUCUAAGAUAUCACUGCAAGAAAAAAAAAAAAAAACCAGACAUGGCUUCCAACACUGUUGCAUCCGCUGCUCUUCUUCUUACCUUGAACUUGUUGUUCUUCACUUUGGUUAGCUCUACCUACGUGCCUUGCCCACCACCACCAAAGAGCCACAAGCCUACCCACAAGAGCCCACCCUCGGCACCUAAACAGCCAGCCACUUGCCCCAAAGAUACACUGAAACUAGGUGUUUGUGCUGAUUUGUUGGGCUCAGUGCGCGUUGUUGUUGGACCGUCGAGGACCCAAUGCUGCUCACUCAUUUCGGGUUUGGCUGAUCUCGAUGCUGCUGUUUGCCUUUGCACUGCUAUUAAAGCUAAUGUGUUGGGGGUUAACCUAAACGUUCCUGUUUCAUUGUCUUUGCUCCUCAAUUCCUGCGAAAAGCAAAUGCCUGCUGGUUACAAAUGUGCUUAAGCAAUGUUUGGGUUUUUCUUUUACGUGUUCUUUUUUUUUCUGGGCGUGUUAAAUUUGGUGUUUUGAUAUGUCAAGGGUUAGAUAAAAUGGUUAAGGUCUCUUACCUUAACCAAUACUCAAUUCUCAUCUAUUUAUACAAUAUUUGUCAUGUUAGUAAGAAAGAAGGCUUCUCGCCUUCCAAUCCAUAAAUUAUGUAUGUUACAAGUCAGUGAAACAAUUGGAUGAAAAAAUAAGUUAAUUUA